AUGCAAGCCUGCCCCAAAGUAACCCCUGCGGCACCUCCAGCAGCAACACCUGCGGCAGUGCCAUUGGCCCCUAAAUUCACCCCGGCGCGAGUCACCCCAUUGGGCCAAGUCCGGCCCCCACGUGUGAUACCCGAGAGUCUACCACCUAGUCCCAACGACUCACCUGCAGCUCAACCAGCCCAACCUCUUACUGAGUCGGUCACUUAUUGGGGUGAACCUUACUCAGGCCCCAUGGUUCCAAUCUCUCAACCUCAUAACGGCGUAGUGGGCAUUCUAAUUGCUUCUCCCCCUCCUGUUGGCGCGCAGGACCAACUACCACCCAAUAACGCUGCGCCUCAUGGUUCCCCCCUGGCCUCUAAGGUCCCGUCCUCCGGCUUCAACUUUAUGUCCCCGGAAGACGAUCUGCCCAGCCUCCCAAACAAUCCGCGGGAACUAAUCCCAAGCAUGUGGCCCCCAGUUUGA
Molecule: messenger RNA, 462 nt
Organism: Puccinia triticina
Lineage: Eukaryota; Fungi; Basidiomycota; Pucciniomycetes; Pucciniales; Pucciniaceae
Exons: 3
Coding region: 1-462 (153 amino acids)
Source: RefSeq, a predicted model, not a curated record